Messenger RNA from Symbiodinium sp. CCMP2456, 2433 nucleotides. The record is from the annotation of a GenBank genome assembly. Lineage: Eukaryota; Dinophyceae; Suessiales; Symbiodiniaceae.
AUGGAAGCAGCAACAACUGCUACCGGCAGACCCAGUCUUCUUCGGAAGGACGGCCACGGUGGAGCAUCUGCCUCAGACAACGUUUCGGCACCUUUCCUGCUCGUGCGGCAGGGUAAGACGGAUCCCAAGAAGAAGAAAGAGACAAAGACUCACAAGACCUCGGCGCUCGAGGUCGAAAUCAUGGCGCCGGAGACGCUUCUGUCGCGGUUUCCAGGUAUGGAGUCUGCCGGAGACCCGUCUUCGGAAGCAGCCUCGAGCACGAAGCCGAUGCAGGAGCGCAAGUCCCACGGGGUGCUGGGCGCGCCGAAGCCGCGUGCGGACCUUGCGGCAGCUGACAGCGCAGCGCCGCCGCCACUGCCCCGAGAAGCAGAGCACAGCCUGGCCGAGCAGUGCAGGAAGGAGCGCAUGUCCCACGGUGUGUCGGCAGCUCCUGCGCGCGCGGACAUGAGGGACCUGGACAUGGAUGCACCGCUGCCUGCUGCAGAAGAGCCUCGCCCAAGCUUGGCGGAGCAGUUCAGGAAGGACACGCUGGAGAUAGAUGGUACUGGAAUGGUGGAGCAAGAGCUGCGUCUCUGGCGGGAAGAGGACUGGCAGGAGAGCCUGCGGAAGCGGCUGACGGCGGUUCCAGGCCUUUGUGUGCUGGACUUGGCGGAAAGCAACAUCCUCUCCUACUCUCAAGGAGACUGGGGUUUGGUUGAAAAGGACGUGCACGCGGCCUUUUCCGAGAAACUUGCUCAACGAAUUCUUGCAUGCUUCAAGGAGGAAGUGCAGACUUGUCUGGCGGUGCGUAGGGAGCUCAUCAACUUCAAGAAGCUCUGUCUGCAUCUUUGGCAGACUGCAACUGGUCUGGAGAAGGACCUUCGACAACUCGCGAGUUUCUAUUAUUCUCGUGUCGCCGAUGCUGAUGCGCAAGAGAAAGCACAGGCAGAGGCGGCAAUCUCAACACCGAAUCAUUCGACCGAAGAGGACCCAACGGAAGCCAGGGAGCCUUCGUCGGCCCAGGAGAUCCCUUCGGAGGAACCUCCGCCUCUUUCGGCACAGCGGAGGCAUCGGUACAUUGGGAUCUCCAAUGCACUGAAUGACUGCCGCGGUGCCGUCGCGGCAGUCUUCGAUGCAAGGCAUUUCAGCAAAGCCAUCUGUGCUUUGCCGCGACACCCUGCAAGCGGAGUGCCUUGGAAGUUCGAAGCUUUGCCAGAAAGCCUGGAGCUCUGGAAGGUUGUGGAACAGGCCCGGUUCUUUCUGGCGAACUACAAGGCCUUCGACGCCUACUUCGCGGCCAUGCACGGCGAAACUCAGGGCUCCAGCUCGGAGCCGGCAAAGCCUGCCAAAUUGCAAAGGGUCUGGCGCUCCGAGCGGGACCUCGUCGAGUCGGAGCUAGGCUCUGGUGGGCUCAAGAAGCUCCUUGAAGCGCUCGAGGAACUCCGGCUGCCAGCGAACGCCUUGCGCUACUUGGAGCUUGUGCUGAUUGCUCGCGGGGCCGUCAAGGCCACUGCGCUGAAGGGUGCGCUCCAUCGUUACAUUACUGCGCUUCGUGAGGUCGAGGAGCAAGCAUUGGGCCUUGAGCGUCGGUUGAGUGCACUGCUUAAGGGAGACGGCUGUGACUCGGAGUACUUGAGUGACACGGCUCUGUCUGCAGGGCUACACCUGCACGCUGCUCGCCACUUGCUUGUGCUGCAGGGCAUGCUGUCUGUCAUGUCCGAGCUCCUUCGCUGGCUUGAUCCCAUAGCAGAUAUAAGAAGCGACGCCUCGAGGCUCUUCGUCUCGGGAGCUCGUGGUGCCGCCGCCUUCGUGCCUCGAGGUUUCCCGGACGUGUUGGCGAGGCAUCGCGCAGCCCGGGGAGGACAUCGAGAGGCCAUGCUGUCUGAAUUGAGUACUGCGGGCUGGCCAAAGUCAGCUCGUCUGGGUGAGGAGGAAAAGCGGCUCGAUGCCUGUCAAACCUGCUCAGUGCGACUGUCGAAGCUUUGGCUUCACCGGGGUCAAUGCCUUCUGUGCGAGACGAAGCUGCGAUCUCAAGGGCGAUGUCCUUACGGGGGUGCACGGUGCAGCAGAAGCUUCUGCCCUCAUGACUCGCGCUGUAUUGUUUGCGAGCAGUGGUCUUGCGAACGAUGCUGCUUACUUCGCGGGGAUGGCGAAGAUGUGUGGCAGACGGCAGCGCAGCAUCAGCCGGACGUGAUCUUUCUCGAUUUUGACCGCACACUAUGCACGACCAAGGCUGGAGCCUCUCCACUUUCCGGGAACCACUCACUGGACUCCGAUUUGGUCGCACUGUGUGGCAUGCACCAACGCGUGUACAUUGUGACCCGGAAUUCGCGGAGCGAGGAUAUCGCCUUCUUCCUGCGGCAACAUGGAAUCGGCGCACGUCUCAAGGAGGACCAGCCGCACACUUCGGAAGCCUCAGGUUGUCCCAACUGCAGCGCUGCCUGUUACUUGUGA